Aspergillus terreus NIH2624 is the source of this 678-nucleotide messenger RNA. RefSeq lists its product as uncharacterized. The coding region runs from base 1 to 678 and encodes 225 amino acids. The record is from RefSeq and is a predicted model, not a curated record. Lineage: Eukaryota; Fungi; Ascomycota; Eurotiomycetes; Eurotiales; Aspergillaceae. The transcript is spliced from 3 exons.
AUGGACUCCAUCGCCUUCAUCAAGACCGUCUUCUGCGUGGGUGUCUGGUUUCUCGCAGUCACCGCCCUCGCCAGCCAACAUCCCAUGGCUGAGCCCAGAGUCGCUCCCCGCCAGGAACACGCUCAUCCUAAUGCCAUAACCACCGUCACUGACACUGACUGUGGAACUAAAGUCCCGACCAGCACCGUGUCUCUGACUGCGCCUCUUCCGGGUACGACUCUGACCACAACCGCCUCCCUUCCCACCGAAACUCAUCCAACCCUGUCUGGAACGAUGACUCUUCCAACCGGCCUUUCCACUACGACUGGGGUUUCCACUGUGACUAGUGUUCCUACUACUGCUCCCACCCUGGUCCCCGUGCCUCCGUCUGCAAGUUCGUCAGCUUCGUCAGGCUCCGCUACCUCAGCGAGCUCGGCGCCCACUACCGUUGCCCCAACCGGGUCGUCAGUGUCUUCUACAGCCUCUACCCAUACUUCUUCCUCUGGCGAGCACCAGACUACUCUGACCGGCACUCACACUCACAGUACUACUCACAAGGGAGCCUCGUCGACCACCACGGCCCACUCUACAUCCUCUUCCACUGCUCCGCCCCAAACCGGUGAUGCUGUCACUCAGGGAAGACUGAACGCAGCUAUUCUGGCUAUGCUUGCUACGUUCCUUGGUUUCCUCGCCGUCUAA